AUGGAUAGUCUGUGUUUCAGGGUCUUCUAUAGACAGGGGUUUUUAAUGGUGUUUUACGGUCCAUUACCAUCACCACCACCCACUGUCCGCGCCCCACAGCCGUCAGUACUCACUGUCCGCGCCCCACAGCCGUCAGUACCCACUGUCCGCGCCCCACAGCCGUCAGUACCCACUGUCUGCGCCCCACAGCCGUCAGCAGCCACUGUCCGCGCCCCACAGCCGUCAGCAGCCACUGUCCGCGCCCCACAGCCGUCAGCAGCCACUGUCCGCGCCCCACAGCCGUCACCACCCACUGUCCGCGCCCCACAGCCGUCAGUACCCACUGUCUGCGCCCCACAGCCGUCAGCAGCCACUGUCCGCGCCCCACACAGCCGUCAGCAGCCACUGUCCGCACCCCACAGCCGUCACCACCCACUGUCCGCGCCCCACAGCCGUCAGUACCCACUGUCUGCGCCCCACAGCCGUCAGUACCCACUGUCUGCGCCCCACAGCCGUCAGCAGCCACUGUCCGCGCCCCACAGCCGUCAGCAGCCACUGUCCGCGCCCCACCACCACCACCUCAACAACAUGCCGCCACGCUGA
Procambarus clarkii (red swamp crayfish) is the source of this 582-nucleotide messenger RNA. The record is from RefSeq and is a predicted model, not a curated record. Lineage: Eukaryota; Metazoa; Arthropoda; Malacostraca; Decapoda; Cambaridae.